AUGCUCCGCUAUUUUGAAUAUUUGGAUAUUUUCACUAAACUGGGAAUCUUCACAGCAUCCUUCUCAAACUUCCUGCUUAUCUAUCUUACUUUAUUUUACAUCCGACAAAUUCGUGGAACCUAUAAGCAAAUGGUUGUGAUCUUAGCGCUCACUGGAAUUGCUUUUUCCAGCUGGGAGCUACUUGCUCGACCAUUUGCUCAUAACUAUAAUCGAGCUUUCGUGUUUUUUAGCCUAAACACCCAAAAUUCCUUAUUUCUUGUUCAAAUUUCGGUGGCAGUUUAUGCAGGAUUUUAUCUCUUCAUUCUGGCAUUUUUUGUAGUUCAAUUUGUCUUUCGCUAUGUAAGCCUGGUAAAUCCAAUUUCUACGAGAAAAUUUGGCGGUUUUGGAUGUAUCCUUUGGAUGGGAUAUCCGUUGAUUUGUGGGGGUGUUUAUGGCGGUUUGUUGAGCUGGGCAGGAAGUCCCGACGAGUAUUCGGAUGACUAUUUGAGAAAUACAUUUUUGGAUUCUUACGACUUGGAUAUAACCCAGACAGCUCGAUUUGUCUUAAUUCCUUAUGCUUCUGAUGACUCGUUACGAUGGCGAAAUCUAUCUUUUAUCAUUUGUGGUGGAUCCUUAUUAACCGUUCAGUACGUCAUAAUAAUCAUCUGUGCUAUAAAAAUGCACUCGGCUAUGGAGCGCGAACUCCGAAAGUUCUCGGUCCGAAACCGAAGUGUUCAGCGGCAAUUUUUUCGAGCUCUCAUCGUGCAAACCUUGGUGCCGACUUUUCUUUUUGUGGUACCUGCGAUGCCACUUCUCAUGGGUCCGUUGUUUGAUAUUGAGUGGGAUUUGCAGACUGGCGGAAUUAUUGCUCUUUUGAGUGUCUAUCCGCCAAUCGAUUCAUUUGUUUUUAUUAUGAUCGUGUCGGAGUAUAGGAAAGUUGUGAGCAAUGGUUUGUGUCGAAGAAAAAAGAUUUCCAAUCAUUCAACAGACGUCUUCAUUAUUUGAUUUUUGUUCGAAUAACAAUUAAUCUUCCAAUGCUGGCUGUGAAGUAGACGUUCCAACUUGGUUCCCAUUAGACUGUUGCAAAUCCAUCUCAAUUUGAUCUCCAACUUUUUCAAUUUCUGUGAUAAAGUUUUCAAUUGAC
This is a messenger RNA of Caenorhabditis elegans, 1123 nucleotides long. It is a transcript of the gene str-46, whose product is annotated as Seven TM Receptor. The record is from RefSeq and is marked reviewed. The coding region runs from base 1 to 984 and encodes 327 amino acids. NCBI's taxonomy places the organism in Eukaryota, Metazoa, Nematoda, Chromadorea, Rhabditida, Rhabditidae. The transcript has 4 exons.